AUGUCCCAUUCGAUCUUGAAGGCUCUAGACUUGGUGACGUUGCGUGAGCUUGCGAAACGAGUCAACGUGAUUCCUGUGAUUGCCAAGUCAGACACGACAUGCAAGGAUGAGUUGAUCCGUUUCAAGAAUAAGAUCAUCAGCGAGCUACGCAGUCACAAAAUUGAAAUCUAUCAGUUUCCGACAGACGACGAAACUGUGGCGAAAGCUAACGCGGAAAUGAACAGCGCGGUGCCAUUUGCUGUUGUAGGUAGUUGUGACUUCGUGAAGAAGGAGAAUGGGAUGCGUGUAAGAGCUCGCCGUUAUCCCUGGGGAAUCGUCGAAGUUGAGAACGAGCAGCACUGUGAUUUCGUCAAACUCAGAGAAGCUCUUAUUCGUACGAAUGUUGAUGCACUAAGAGAGAGAACACAUAACGUUCUAUAUGAGAACUACAGGCGUGAUCGUCUUCGUGGGAUGCACAUGGGAGAUGGAGACACUGGACCGAAGAUGGUGGAAAAAUUCAAUUUAAAGCAGAAAGAAUACAAUGACGAGUUUGCAUGUCGUGAAGUAAAGAUUCGUGAAGACUUCCAGAAAAAUCUUGAGGCCAAAGAGUCCGAAUUACGUCAAAGGGAAGAGUCGGUAGGAUUUGAAAUUUUUUCACUAACAAGUCGCAUGAGCAACUAA
This is a messenger RNA of Angiostrongylus costaricensis, 660 nucleotides long. NCBI's taxonomy places the organism in Eukaryota, Metazoa, Nematoda, Chromadorea, Rhabditida, Metastrongylidae. The record is from the annotation of a GenBank genome assembly.